CUCUCCGGCUUCCCAGUACCGCCUCUGGGCGGCCGCAGCAGAGGCACCAUGGCCGACGGCGGCGGCGGCGGUCCCGCCGAGGUGUCGGGUCCCGGGGACUCCCCGGGCCGGACGCCAGCCCCACGCGCGGCCGAGCCGGGUGGUGGUGGUGGCGGCGGCGGCGGCAGCGGCAGCGCCGGCGAAACCCCGCGGACGGCGGUGCUGGCGCUCCGCUUCGACAAGCCCAUCAAGCAGGCCUUCUACAACACCGGGGCCGUGCUGUUCGUGUGCCUGUGCUGCGCCGCCGCCGUGCUCGUCUACUUCAUCCUGGAGGCCUUCCUGCGGCCGCUGCUGUGGGCCGUGCUGUGCGGCACCUUCCUUCACCCCUUCAAGAACUCGCUGACGCGCCGGGGCCGCCGCUGGCUGCUGCGCCUGCACCGCGCGCGCACGCCCAUCCUGCUGGCCGCGCUGCUGCUGCCGCUCUGCUUCGCCGACUACGGCGUCGAGGCGCUGGGCGAGCAGGCGCUGCGCCGCCGCCGCCUGCUGCUGCUGCUGGGCGCGGGCGGCCCGCUCCUCUACGGCCUCUACAGCCUGGGCAGCUACCUGGGCGUGCAGGUGCUGCUGGCGCACGCCGGCCUGCUCAUCUGCCGCGGGCUGGACUACUUCAGCAGCCUGUGGAUCUGGACGUUGGUAGUUGGCUAUCUGUUGACUGUUUCAUUCAAGUGGAAUGCAAGCACUGAGCGCUACUUGAGAGCAAUUUCAAUUCCUGUCUGGAUUAUAUUGCUUUUUCAUUUAGCAUCUCUGGCUGGCUCAUGGAGAAUUCCAGUAUUCCUGGUUAUUGUUUUCCUGAUGUCAGUGGGCACCCUCUAUGAAAAACAGAAUGGAAAAGAAUCUUCUGGGGCAGAGUUACCAGGACAAGUUAUCUCCAUGGCUGCUUCCACUCUGGCCACCUUGGCCAUCUCUAUCACAGGGUAUGAAUCGAGCACUGAAGACCAACCCUCCACUCAGCCUGCAGAAACUGUGGACAGAGGCGAACCCCCUCCAACACUGUCCUCACCGUCGCCUUCCUCCCCUUCGCCCACGCUGCGCCCGCAGAGGCCGGAGAUCGGAGCGUUCCCCAGAGAGAAGAAAACCAGCGACAUCUACUUCGUGGUCCUCGUCUGGGCCAUCAUCGCCGUCCAGCUCUGGAUGAACCUGUGGAUCGUGCAGCUGCUGCCAGUGCCGAUUGCAGUCUGGAUCCUCAAAAAGCUGGUCAUUCACUUUGGCGUCGUGGACUUCCUGGGGAAGCGCUGCUCCGUGUGGUGGCGGGUCGUGGAGCGCUUCCUGAAGGACCGGCAGGAGGCGCUGGCGCCCUGGCCCAUUGUCGGACUCGGGAAAUUCUUGUUAAAAGUUGAUAGCAAGAUAAUCAUCUGGCUGGAGAAGAUGUUAGACAAAAUAAUUAGCAUUUUCAUCAUAUUUUUGUUAGUAAUAGGAACCCUUCUUUUAGCCCUACUCCUGACUGCAAAGGUACAUCAGGAGAGUGUGCACAUGAUUGAAGUCACAAGCAGUUUGAUUAAUGAAACACUAGCAAAUCACCCUGAGUGGGCAAACUGGCUUCCUGAGGCUCAGGUAGUCCAAAGAGCCCUCAAUUCUGCAGCUAACAAUGUGUAUCAGUAUGGACGAGAAUGGAUAACCCACAAGCUUCAUAAAAUUCUCGGAGAUAAGGUGAACAAUACUGCUGUGAUUGAAAAGCAGGUACUAGAACUUUGGGACAGAUUGUAUCAUUCUUGGUUUGUAAAGAACGUAACACACUCUGGAAGGCACAAAGGACACAAGAUGCAGAUAAGCCGUCAGAACAGCUGGCUGGGAGAUAUUCUGGACUGGCAGGAUAUCGCGUCCUUCGUCCACGAGAACAUCGAGACGUUUCUUUCUAUACUAUCUUUUGACUUUCCAAUAUGGAAGAUGCAGAUCUUGGAGUCUCUGUGGAUUGUUAUGAGCCGAAACGUGAGCCUGCUUUUCACCACUGUCACCACGCUCCUGACCAUCCUCUUCUACAGCGGGACGGCCCUUCUCAACUUCGUGCUCUCUCUGAUCAUUUUCCUGACCACACUGUUUUAUCUGUUAAGUUCCAGUGAUGAGUACUACAAGCCCGUGAAGUGGGUGAUAUGCCUGACACCACUGUCUCAGCCAGGCCCUUCUUCUAAUAUUAUUGGCCAGUCUGUGGAAGAAGCCAUCAGAGGGGUGUUUGAUGCUUCCCUCAAAAUGGCUGGCUUCUAUGGAUUGUAUACCUGGCUGACUCACACUAUAUUUGGCAUCAAUAUUGUCUUCAUACCAUCAGCUUUAGCAGCCAUCCUUGGAGCAGUACCAUUUCUGGGGACAUACUGGGCAGCAAUCCCUGCAGUUCUAGACCUGUGGCUUACACAAGGCCUAGGAUGCAAAGCCGUCUUACUGCUGGUUUUUCAUCUCUUGCCAACAUACUUUGUAGAUACUGCCAUCUAUUCUGAUAUUUCGGGAGGCGGCCAUCCUUACCUGACAGGCCUGGCCGUGGCUGGCGGAGCAUACUACCUGGGCCUGGAAGGAGCAAUCAUCGGGCCCAUACUUCUCUGCAUCCUUGUGGUCGCUUCCAACAUCUACAGUGCCAUGCUAGUGAGUCCCACAAACUCCGUGCCCAUGGCAAACCAGACUCCGUGGCCUGCUCAGAGUCAGCGGACUUUCCGUGACAUUUCUGAAGAUCUGAAAUCUUCAGUGGACUGACACAGCUUCCACUUCAGAGAUUUCUCUAGGAAGUUCCACCUUGACUGUGAGUUCAGUUCAGCUGUGUCUCCUGUCCUUUCGGCUAUGCCUGGCACCCAGAGCCAGGGAAAGAAGCGGAGUCCCUGGCCUUCCUGCAGAACGCGUGGGCAAGAGCGAACUUGCUGUGAGCUGCUUUGCAUUUUAAAGCACAGCUUUAGAGCUCCCAGAUGUGGUUUGCUCACCUAACUGUUGCUUAUUUAAGAGUUUCAGUGUAUACACUGGCACUAUGGCUUGAAAUUUACCCCCUUUGCUUAUCUGUAAUAUUAUAAUAUGUAUUUAUAAAGUUAUUUUCUAAGAGCCCUAAACUGCCUACUCUUAAAAAGGACAUACAUGUAAUUUUUCUCCUGUUUUAAGAAAUCUGUUUAUAAACUUUUCUACGACGGUCACUUUUCAGUGAAAAGGGCUUUUACUUUUGAGUACGUAGUUGCUUGAGCAGGAAAAAUGUGUCUGCUACCCUUUUCCCACAAGGUAUGGUCCUCUCUAAGGAAGAACCAGCCUCCCGUGGAAGAGCAGGUGGCUCACUUCAAGUUCAGUUAGUUGUGUGUUGCAACCCAAGGAGAGACAGACUGAUUGAAGCUCUCUCUCCCCUUUCUUCUGCCUCCAUCCCCACAUUGCACUGUUGCCAAAUUUCUAAAACUUGGCAGACCAAUGGCACUGAAAUGUCCGCUGCUAUUAAUGGUAACAAGGUGAUAGAAUUCGUGUGUGAUUUUUCUUUUUUCUUUCCAAAUGUUUCAAGUGAAAAGAUCUCAGGUGCAUCAGUACUCUGAUUUGUUAAAUGUAUCCCUGUUUCUCCAUUUGGAAUUCUGCCACUUGGUUACUUACAGACCAGAAGUUUAUAUUUAUGCAGUAUUUUCCCAUCACUUAGCACAGUGCCUUGCACAUGAGACUAGAUAAAUGCCUGUUGGAAAAACAUUGUAACUUCUUGAAUUUAUCAGAUAUCACAAUAACCAGGAUAGUGCUUUUACAUUUUACAAAGUCUCUUUGCCUGUAAUUAUUUCACAAUUUCACAUAACUUUUCAUACAGCAUUAUGUUGUUUUAUAACGGUUUCACGCAGAUGAUGAAGCUAGGGUUCAGAAAACUGACAAACUGAAAGUCAUAAAGUUCAGUAAGAUUUGACCUCCUACCUUCUGACUCCGUAAGUCUGCAAACUCUGCGUAUGCGGUAGUGUUGCUUGUACUUCCUUCCAGUUUUCCGUGUUGUGAGAUGCUAGUAGAAUAGUUGUCCUUGGAUUUGUCCUCCUGUUACUGAGGGCUGGGAGUAGAACCCAGCUCUUGGCUCUGUGCCCUUGCCAUCAUAUAAGACAGUCCUCAGGCUCUCUCUCUCUGCCCCCAGGGGAAUGUGGGAGAGAAAGGUUUCUUAAGAAUCAGAGAUCACCGGUUUGGAAAACACUUAAAAGUAUAAAUUAUUUUAUCUCAAACACUUGUUCACUAAAAAGCACAGUUAGUAUAACUAGUUAAAUUUAUUCUGAUAUUAAGAAAAACUCCAUUUAGAAGAGAAGCUACCAUGAAGUCUUUGUUUUAUAUAGUAGACUAUGUACACAUCUCUAAUUUUUCCUAGGAACCCUUUAACAAUUACAAUUUGAUAUAACACCAAUGGUACGUUUGGCCACUAAUUAAUUAUUUUCCUUAGUUUGUUGUUUAGUCAUUUAUUCAGUAAAACAUUUGCUACUUGUUUGCCAAACUCUAGGCCCAAGCCAGGCACUGACAGGGUGCUGUAGGGGAUAACUCCUAAGCAGGCCUUCUCUUUCGUAAAUCUUAGCUAGAUCAUGUGUAUUGCCAAAAUAAAACAUUUGCAUUAAAGGGGUUAAAAAAUAAAUAGGGCUUGUAUCUGUUAAUUGUGUACUGGUAAGUUUAUAACUGUAAUUUGCACGCAUUCACAAGAGGUAAUGUUGUACACAAUGAGUUGGGUGCCUGUACAGAUUAUGCUUUUUCCAAGUGCUUUUAGUGGUACAAAGUGAUAUUGCAAAAAAACUAAACUUGAGCUAAUGUGUGGCUAUUGCUGGUCAUAAUUAUUCUUAGGAGUACCAGGUUGUUGGGGUGGGGGGGACCUCUGAGCUCUAAGAGACUAGGUUAGAGCUGCCAAAAUGAGCAGUGAUGCAAUAUCACCCCGGAAUAGCAGAAACAGAGGUGCCCUAGUGCUACCCAGACCUCGGCAGGAAUUGAAGUGGCCCCAGCACUCCAGCAGCUGCGUAAGGACGGGGAGGCAGGCUGGCUAGGAGAGGUCUUCCUGGAACCCUCACAAACAUGCCCCUCAGGAGUAGUGAGGUUGUGCAGAACCUUCACAGAGCAGAGAGAUCAAGUGGUAUGAAAAGGUAGGAGUCGCCAGCUCAAGUUUUAAAGAUUUUCAGCCCUCAGGUUCUCAGUUGAGAUCUGACCCAGAAAGAGGGAGAAAAUGCAUCGAUGAGGUAGAAGUAGCUUCAGUAAAAACUGAGUUCAGAAAUCCCAUCACAAUGUCUUGCAUUUUACAGCUCAAUUAAAGAUUAGUGUUAAGUUCGCAUUCAUUAUUCAGUUAUAAACUAAAGGGAGGAGAUAAAAACUCUCUACACAACCCUGCUCCUCUUUUUCUUGGAGAACAGGCAUGUGGAAUUCAGCAUAAACUCCAUAUAUAAGUCUUCCUUCAGUUCCAAAAUUCUUACCAUACUCUCUGUUCCUGGAAGUGAUCUCUGACAGACUGCUUUAGAUUCCAGUCUUAUUUAUUUCUUUUCCAUUUGCAAGGAAUCCUAACACCCCCUUCCAUUAGAGGGGGUGAGCUGGCAGAGGGCUCCCUUGACCUCUGAGGCUGGUGUAGAGCGACCCUGGGCAUGGGAGGAUACCCGAGAAUUGUUAUGGAGAUGCUAUAUUUAAACAAACUCUGUAGCUCUUGGAAACGGCAGCUGUUUAUUCCAGUUAAAAAGGGCUGCUCCAGGGCUUACAGAUAAAAUCCUCUGGCUGACCUUGGUCUUAGCAGGAACCCUUCAGUGACCCUUUGGGACUUCCUAGUACCACUGGUUCUCACUUUCAUUGUAUUUAGCAUUUCAGGAAGUGUCCCUGCUGGGCAAGAAAUACUCAGAAAUUCAGGCCAUGAGAGUUAGAUUAGGGCAAAGUAAUUUUUAGAUGAGCUAUCUAGAGCUUUCCAUCCCAGGUUUAUAGGAAAAAACCCCUUCGGAACUUCCCAGACCGGAGGGUCUCCCAAGACCCUGACAAGAGUUUUACAGUAGGCACUUCACAGUGGAAAUAGCUUCUGACGGUAAACUUCCAAAUACUAGUUCCAGCUAAAAAUAAGUACUUUUGUUUUUAUUAACUUGUUGCCUUUAUAUAGUUUGCAAUCAAACUAUAUCCAUUUUACUAAUUUACUGAGGACCUGCAAAAAAUGUGCAUACACUCUGAAACACUGAGCAGGUAUCUUUUGAUAGACUUGAUUGACAGUUCUUUUAUUUUUAAACUGUCUAUUGGCAUCACUGACCAUUCUGUGCUGGAAUGGGCCUUAUAUUUAUAAUGAGGUGGCUCUGUUAUUUCCUAGAGAAGGGAACAAAUCCCAAGGUCCAGGCGGCUUUUCUAACACAGUGAGUAACAGAAUUCAGAGUAGAGCACAGUUCUCUUUUUCUCCCAGUCCUACUUCCUUUUCGCUUUUCCUCCUAGCCAAAUAGCUCUUGGAAAAACGUCUUUCUUGUAGCAGUUGUUCAAAUGGAUGUUAUUAGAUGGUGUCAGAGAAUACAGUGUGCAUGGGGGAGGGGACGCCAAGGUCAUUUAAAACUGAGACAUGCUGGGUUGGUUUUCUUUCUGUAGGACUUCUCAGAGUUUUUGACUUGCUAGUAUAUAUUGUGAAUUGAUGAGGGGGCAAAGACUGGCUUUACUUAGACUUACUUGACCUUGAACUGCGGCCCCAUGCUUCCUUUUCUCGGAGUAUCUCAAAAGUACUACCUUUUGGGAAACAUAGCUCUGCAGUGAGUUUACAGCUUUUGUGGAAGACAACCUUAGUGGAAUUUCUGAAAGGUAAAUAUGUUACCAUGUUACCCUGUAAUUGUAACAAAUCUCAAAGUUUACCAAGAAUACUAGAAAGAAAACAUAUUUGCCCUUUGGAACUAUAUGUAUAGAAAGUCUUACCACCUGUGGUGCAUAAAAUCAGUAUUUGUGUUUAGUUUUGCAAGUUUUUCAAGGAUCAAUUAAUGUGCAAAUACAGUGGUGAUAUAUUGAUAUUACAUUGUAAUAAUGCUUUUGUAUGGCACUUUAUAGUUUUCAGACUGCUUUCAUAACAACCCUGUGAGGUAGGCAGGUGUUAAGUAUUAUCAGAUGAGGCACUGGAGGCUCAGAAAGGUUUUUGUGAUUUUUUUUUUUCUCCCCCCUGAAGUUUGUAACACAAAGUAAUGGAGCCAGAAUUCAGUUUCAGAAUUUCUGACUCCAAGUCCAGUAUUCGCACCUGGUUUCUUAUUGUUCUUCCAGCUUUAUAUUUUACAAUGAAAGGUGUGAAAGCAAUUCUUAAAAGUAACAUCAUUUUGGCUCAUUAUCAAACACUGUUUCUUCUUUAUUGCAGUGACUCAAAAUUUAACUGCUAUUACAGCUAUCCCAAAGAAAACCCUCCUUUUCUCCCUUGUACUGCCAAUUUGUUUAGGUGACUGGAGUGUGUAACAGGCACCAUUUGACUUUGAAACCAAAAUUGGAUAUAUAAUUGUGAUUGCUUAUGUAAUUUUGGAAAAUGUACCAUCUCUGCAUUCUCAGACAAAGUAGAGAUGAGAUGGUGGGAAAGUAAAAAAAAAGAAUAUUCUAAUACAGUACACCUCUGUUCUCUCACAAAUGGUAUUUCUUAGCUUUAACUUACUUUGACAACCUACUGAUGUAAGUUCUUUGUAAAUGUAAAAUAUUUAUAUUUUGAAAUAAAAUAACUGGUGUUGAAUGAA
Molecule: messenger RNA, 7625 nt
Organism: Pipistrellus kuhlii (Kuhl's pipistrelle)
Lineage: Eukaryota; Metazoa; Chordata; Mammalia; Chiroptera; Vespertilionidae
Gene: TMEM245
Product: transmembrane protein 245
Exons: 18
Coding region: 49-2712 (887 amino acids)
Source: RefSeq, a predicted model, not a curated record